UACAAUGUCAGUACACUGUGUUACAAUUGUGACUUACUUUACUGUUUCAUUAAACACCCAAAAGUGUCUGCAAAAUAUCCAUGCGGCUUGCUGAUCAUUUUCCAAGUGCUCCAAUUGGUUCUGUUGAAAAACAACGUGACGUUUAAGCCAUAGUACAGAAAAAAUCACAGCGGCUGCCAUUUCUCUUCUUCGCUUUAGUCCAGUAGGUGGUGAAAAUCCUUUUAUGUUUGCCAACAUCCAUUUAAAAUGUCAGAAAUGCCACAAAUUUCUACAAAAAGUUCUAACGCGCACAUAUAACUCCUAUACUCUUCCAAUGCCAAUAGUUCACAGCUGCGUACAGUAAGCAGUUCAAAGACCCCCGCUGAUUAGAUUCAUAAACUCCUGCUCAGUCUGAUGGUCUCUCAAAUCCUCUGGUACCAAUUUAUUCACAAUGUUCUCCAUUGGGAGCAGGUCCUUCAGCGCAACGGCCCCUAGAUGCUGGAACCCUCUCCCCCUGCAUCUCCAUAAAAUAUCCUGCCUUCACAACUAAACAGAAAACAUUUGUUUUCUUGGUGAUGUUGAAAUGUUCUGUCUGAAAUUUUGCCAUUUGUUUUUUUUUUUCUGCUUAUUUUCUUCAAUUUCUAGUAUCUAUGUCAUGUACUUUCUCUUUUUAUUUCUGUUCUAGUUGUUGCAGUUUUUUUCUGUACUUAUCUCAUUAUUAUUUUAUACUUAAUUAUAUUACUCAUACUCAUAUUAUACUUAAUUAUUAAAUUAAGUAUAAUUAAACCAGAUAUGAGAGAUCAGUUGGUAUAAUAAAACAUUUUAUUUGGUUGGUAUAUUUUUGGAUGCAUAGCAAACAAUUUUUACCUGCUUUUGCCUACUAAAAAUUUCAAAAGAACAAAACAUAUUUUGCAUGAAUAAAAAUUUUUUUUUUUUUGCAGUGACAUUUUUAUGAAAAUAAUGUCAAUAACAGCCCUCACAAAUUUCAGUAGCAUAUUGUAAUGUGAAAAAAUCUUGUUCUCAUUAUUAUAAUAUGAAAAAAUAUAUAUUUAAAAAUAAAUUCCCUUGUUAUAUUUUGCCCCAAAAUAAAAGGAGCUACAUUUACUUACAAUAAAUGUCAGUAAUGGCCCUCCCAAAUUUCAGUAGCAUACUGUAAUGCGAAAAAAAUCUUGUUCUCAUUACUAUAAUAUCAAAAAAUAUAUAUUUAAAAAUAAAUUCCCAGAUUAUAUUUCACCCCAUAAUCAAAGAGCUACAUUUAUUGACAAUAAUGUCAAGUAAUGGCCCUCUCAAAUUUCAGUAGCAUACUGUAAUGUGAAAAAAAAUUGUUCUCAUUACUAUAUCAAAAAAAUGUUUCAAGUACAUUUGUAAAGAACAAUUAUUUACAUCAUGACAGUAUUUGUACUUUAAUAUCUGCUUAUUUUAUAAAAUAUUUGCUUUUUUAUUAAAAAUGUGCUUAAUUGUCAUUAAAAUGUCACAAAGCAAAAAUAAAAAAAAAACCUUUCUAAUCAUAAAAGUUAUUUUUAUUUUUAAAAAAAAUAUAUAAUAAUUUUGAAUUUUUAAAAAUAUAACCUGAACAUUUCUUUGCGAGAUUCAUCCAAACACUUCCAUCAGGAAAAACAAAACAUGCAAAAUCAUGUUCAACAAAAACAAAAAGUUCUUUGUUAAUUGUAUUGUUCAGUUUUUCAUUGUAUGCCCAAGUGUAAAGUAUCCUACACAUAAUCACUUUAAUGGUGCUUUUGGAGAGUCCCAACUUGCAGCGCGAUGUGAUUAUUAAAUUCAUAAGAGGCACAAAUUCCUCUCGAGACCAUUUACUUAUCACACCUGGGUUUUUUGUUGUCCAUGUGCAUGCUUACAGCUACACCAUUUGCAUGUGAGCAAACAUCUUAAGAACAAGUCUCAUGGGAAUCAUUGCCAUAUGAGACGAAACAGUGAAAAGAUCUGAAGUUCUCCGACUUUUGUCUAGUUUCACAGCAGCAUCAUAAUCAUGAACAACUCCUCAAUGUGCUGCACUUAUGAAACACCCAUGCUGGACCAAUUCCUUCCCCCUGUAAUGUUCACGGAAUUCAUAUUGGGCCUUAUGGGGAAUGUCCUCGCCCUCUCGAUGUUCUUCUACCACAGGGACACCUGGAAGCCCAGUUCUAUUUAUCUUGCCCAUCUAGCUCUGGCGGACUCAUUGGUCCUUUUCUGCCUUCCUUUCAGGGCCGACUACUACCGCAGGGGCAAGGACUGGGUCUACGGAGACGCUUUUUGCCGUAUUUUGCUGUUUCUUUUGGCCACGAACAGAGCCGGCGGUAUAUUCUUCCUCACUGCCGUCGCCGUGGAUCGAUACCUGAAGAUCGUCCACCCUCUCAACCGCAUCAACCGCAUGGGUGUGCGCUACGCCCUGUGGGUGUCUGUUGGCCUUUGGGUUCUCAUUAUAGCCAUGACUGUCUACCUGUUAACAGACGAACAUUUCUACUAUCUAAACAACCACACGCAGUGCGAGAGCUUCAACAUCUGCUUUGGGAAUAAUUCACGGUUCACCUGGCACAAUGUGUUCUACGUUAUCCAGUUCUUUGUACCGACGGCCAUUGUAAUCUACUGCACAACCUGCAUUACAUGGCAGCUGAAGAGUAAGACGGUGGACACACAGGGCAAAAUCAAGAGGGCAGUGCAGUUUAUCUUAGCAGUGGCUGUGGUUUUCAUCAUAUGUUUCUUCCCGAGCAACAUCUCACGUAUUGCCAUGUAUGUCCUGAAGCUCUGGUAUAAUGAAUGCCACUAUUUCAGCGAGGCAAAUGAUGCGUUUAAAACCACCGUCUGCUUUACCUACUUCAACAGCGUACUCAAUCCCAUCGUCUAUUACUUUUCAAGCCCCGUGUUCAGUGGAUCCUUUAGGAGAAUCUGCAUGAAACUUCUAGGAAAGAAAAUUGAGGAAUAAUUAUAGUUCUGUGAUAAUAUUCUGGCCCUGUCCCAAAUCCUAAGCUCUCGCAGUUCAUUAAAAAGUCCACAGUUUGGCAAAAGUGUAUUCAAAGGGGGCACUGGUGAUGUUACUAAAGCCUAAAAUGACAAAUUGGACAUUCUACACAGUCUCAUGGACUUAUACACUCGCACGCAAUCACAAAAAAAGUGAACAUAAAGGGUGCCGUUUGGGACAGGGCCACAGUGUGUGGUUUUGACAUUAUACAGUAGGAUAUAUAUUCAUUUAAAUGUAAAUGAUGCCUGCCAAUAUAUACUCUAUAUAACGCAUCUAUGUGAGACAACCUUCAAAAAAUGUAUUAACCAAAACGGUACAUAUUAUAUUUAUAUAAAUAUUUUCAUCACAAUGAAUAAAAAAAAUAAA
Molecule: messenger RNA, 3298 nt
Organism: Ctenopharyngodon idella (grass carp)
Lineage: Eukaryota; Metazoa; Chordata; Actinopteri; Cypriniformes; Xenocyprididae
Product: hydroxycarboxylic acid receptor 2-like
Exons: 1
Coding region: 1964-2896 (310 amino acids)
Biological process (GO): G protein-coupled receptor signaling pathway
Cellular component (GO): membrane
Molecular function (GO): G protein-coupled receptor activity
Source: RefSeq, a predicted model, not a curated record